GAUUUGUUUCAUAGAAUUUCUACAAGUUAAAGCUAAAUCUUCAUUUGAAGUGACCAAAAUGCACAAUUUUAAACUGAUAUUCGCUGUUGUGUUGUUUGUUGGUGGAGUAUUCGCCGAACGAUGUCAAGUGAAUGUUAUACCUGCUCGAGCAUGUGGAGAAUGUGAUUCAUCUUCAUUUGCAUAUGAGGAAAGACCUUCUAAAACAACUGUUGCGACAACUAAUGGCAGAGUGUUAACUCCAGUGGUUGCUAUGCCUCCCGAAUUAAUUGUUGUUAAAGAGCCAGCAACACCAAAAUUCACCUGUGACGGAAAAACCAACUACGAAAUAACAAAACCAACACCGAACGAACAGCUCCAAAUCGACGAACUCAUUUACCAGGCCAACUUUGGAUCGACCAUCUUGAAUUUCUUCUCGAAUGCAAUCGGUGCUGUUACAGGCAUCGUACGCGGAAUAUUUGCUAAGCCAGUGGCGAAAACAUUGCUUACUUUCCACCGUUACUUGCUGAAUGUUGAGGUGAAUGGCAGUGAUGCAAACUUUCGCAUCCAAAGUGCCACUAAGACGUACAGUCAUGUGGUCGUCGGGGUUGGCAAAGUUGUUACUACAACGGAAAUACGUGAAGCGUUCAUCAAAAGUUGUAACUGUGGUCAAACGGUUUAUUUGAAUUGAACUGAUUUCGGGAUAAAUGAUAUGGGUGUUUUAAUAGAUGUACAACCUUUUCAAACUGUCUAACAUUAUGGGUUACGAGAUAAAAUCUAAAUAAAUCUUCCAAAUAUCGCAAAACGUUGACA
This is a messenger RNA of Bradysia coprophila, 789 nucleotides long. RefSeq lists its product as uncharacterized. The record is from RefSeq and is a predicted model, not a curated record. NCBI's taxonomy places the organism in Eukaryota, Metazoa, Arthropoda, Insecta, Diptera, Sciaridae.